This is a messenger RNA of Coregonus sp. 'balchen', 3383 nucleotides long. NCBI's taxonomy places the organism in Eukaryota, Metazoa, Chordata, Actinopteri, Salmoniformes, Salmonidae. The record is from the annotation of a GenBank genome assembly.
AUGAGCGCUGACUACCUGAGUAUGGACAGCCGGCUGACCAGCGACUAUGACGACACGGCCGACGAGGGCGGGGCUUACACCGACAACGAGCUGGACGAGCCAAUGGACGAGCCCCAUCAGCCGGUGUCUGCUAUCAGCCGCUCUUCAGAGCCCGUACUACCAGAGGAGGUGGGCUUUACUACUGUCAAUCACUAUCACUCACUGUCCAUCUGUCAAUCGCUCAUUCAGUGUCAGAGUAGAGACUGGCAUCUGUCUCUCUCCAUCAACCUCCCUGUUAAAGGUGCACUGUACAUAAAUCACUCUGCCAUUUCCUGGUUGCAAAAAUUCUAAUAGUUCUCCUAAUUUCAGUUUAUGUGACAUAAUAAGCAAGUAUAAUGUAGAGAAUCAUUGUACCAUCAAAACCGCUGUGAAAUAUAUUUUCCAUAAUCAAAAAUAUUGUAUUUUCAACUGUUUUGAAGCUGGUGUACAAAACUGAAAGUAAAAGACGAAUUUGGUUAGGGCGCCCAAAAAAUCACAUAUUGCAACUUUUAAAGUAUACUCCAAUAAUCUGUCAAUCUCCCAUUGUCAGUCAACAAUCUUGACUUGUUGUAUUGAACUAGUCUGUGUUUGUUGACAUACUAUCUGUAUGUAUAUCUGUUGACAUGUGUACAUCCCUCCCCUCUCACUAGAGACCCCAUCCUGCCCCCAUACCUCGUAUGAGGAGAUCAGGGAGCAGAGAGGUGCUGAGAGACCCCAGUCCACCCCCCUCCUUCGUCCCUGAGCCCCCCAAGGUGAGACCCCCUUGAACCUCACCUUCCUAACCCACCAUCACCUCUCAAUCCCCUGAACCCAAACCCUGACCCACAUCUUGCGCUUAUAAGACUUACUAAGGUUACUAUCCUCUUCUAUUGCAGCAGAUGAGGGUGCAGUCUCGCGGGGGCUAUGACUCCCACUCCAGUAGCACCAUUAGCAGCGACACUGCCGGGGGGCCCAAACCAGCCCCGCCCCCAGUGGCCCUCAAGCCCACCGUGGCCCUUAAGCCCACCCUGAGGGCGCUCAGCCAGUCGUCUGAGGACCACUCUGUCCCGGAGGGUGAGGACCCGGCCAACCGCUCCUUCAUGGGCAAGGUGAAGGCCUUCGAAAAGAUGGACCACCUGGCCAGAGCCCAGAGGAUGCUGGAGCUCCAGGAGGCCGAGCAUGCACGGGUCAGUACAACUGCUGGUGAAAACUAAGUAUAGAUAGAUAGUAAUGCUCCCAACAGUAAGAUGUAAUGCUUCAUAAACAGAAACUAAUGGAGCUACAGCAUUCUAAGUGUAAUCAUGUCAUAUUCUGGUUAACUUUGCAUUGCAUGUACCCAAAGGUAUAUUCAAGUGCAGAUGUUGCCUUAUUAGUUUGUAAUGUACAGUUCAUUCGGAAAGUAUUCAGACCCACAUUUUGUUACGUAAUUAUUCUAAAAUCAAUCUACACACAAUACCCCAUAAUGACAAAGCGAAAACGGGUUUUAAUAAAUAUUUGCUAAUUUAUUAAAAAUAAAAAACCAGAAAUACCUUAUUACAUAAGUAUUCAGACCCUUUGCUAUUAGACUCGAAAUUGAGCUCAGGUGCAUCCUGUUUCCAUUGAUCAUCCUUGAGAUGUUUCUACAACUUGAUUGGAGUCCACCUGUGGUAAAUUAAAUUGAUUGAUCAAACAUGAUUUGGAAAGGUACACACCUGUCUAUAUAAGGUCCCACAGUUGACAGUGCAUGUCAGAGCAAAAACCAAGCCAUGAGGUCGAAGGAAUUGUACGCAGAGCUCCGAGACAGGAUUGUGUCAAGGCACAGAUCUGGGGAAGGGUACCAAAACAUUUCUGCAGCAUUGAAGGUCCCCAAGAACACAGUGGCCUCCAUUCUUAAAUGAAAUAAGUUUUGAACCACCAAGACUCUUCCUAGAGCUGGCCGCCCGGCCAAACUGAGCAAUCGGGGGAGAAGGACCUUGGUCAGGGAGGUGACCAAGAACCCGAUGGUCACUCUGACAGAGCUCCAAAGUUCCUCUGUGGAGAUGGGAGAACCUUCCAGAAGGACAACCAUCUCUGCCGUAGAGUGGCCAGACGGAAGCCAUUCCUCAGUAAAAGACACAUGACAGCCUGCUUGGAGUUUGCCAAAAGGCACCUAAAGGACUCCGACCAUGAGAAACAAGAUUUUCUAGUCUGAUGAAACCAAGAUUGAACUCUUUGGACUGAAUGCCAAGCGUCACGUCUGAAGGAAACCUGGCACCAUCCCUACGGUGAAGCAUGGUGGUAGCAGCAUCAUGCUGUGAGGAUGCUUUUCAGGGGCAGGGACUGGGAGACUAGUCAGGAUCGAGGAAAAGAUGAACAGAGAAAAGUAUAGCGAGAUCCUUGAUGAAAACCUGCUCCAGAGCACUCAGGAUCUCAGACUGGGGCGACGGUUCACCUUCCAACAGGACAACGACCCUAAGCACACAGCCAAGACAAUGCAGGAGUGGCUUCGGGAAAAGUCUCAAUGUCCUUGAGUGGCCAAGCCAGAGCCCGGACUUGAACCCGAUCGAACAUCUCUGGAGAGACCUUGAAAUAGCUGUGCAGCGAUGCUCCCCAUCCAAGCUGACAGAGUUUGAGAGGAUCUGCAUAGAAUAAUGGGAGAUACUCCCCAAAACAGGUGUGCCAAACUUGUACCGUCAUACCUAAGAAGACUCUGGCUGUAAUCGCUGCCUAAGGUGCUUCAACAAAGUACUUAUGUAAAUGUGAUAUUUCUGUUUUUUAAUUUUUUAUAAAUUUGCUAAAAUUUAUAAAAACCUGUUUUUGAUUUGUCAUUAUAGGGUAUUGUGUGUAGAUUGAUGAGGAAUAAAAACAAUGUAAUCAAUUUUAGAAUAAGGCUGUAACAUAACAACAUGUGGAAAAACUGAAGGGGUCUGAAUACUUUCCGAAUGCACUGUAUGUAAUGAAUGUGAUUUGGCAUAACUGGGCCUCCUCCUGAUCUCUGACUGUAGCUGGAAAUAGCCCAGAAGCAUCCAGACAUCUAUGCAGUCCCAGUGAAACUACCAAAGCCCAACCACAACCGCCCACAGCCUAUAGGGUAAGUUCAUAUAUUAACCUUGUCUGUCACCACACAAAUUAGAAUUUUUACUGAACUUUCCACUGCCUGUCAUGGGUUGGGUUCAGGUUGUGUUGAAUGCUUUUUUUUUUCAGACUUGAUGCACAACAAUCAGAAUUAACUCAAAUGUAUUUCUCGCUCUCCUAUGUCCAGCUCCAGCUCCAACCCAGAGCCCCAGACCCCAUCCUCCAGGCCACCGUACUCUGAGAGCAGGGGUCACUACGACGACGAUGAGGAAGAGUACCGCAGACAGCUGGCCGACCAAACCAGACGAGGCUACUACAGCAACCCCCAGAAAUACAAAGACACUGAGCUGUAG